Messenger RNA from Canis lupus familiaris (dog), 4417 nucleotides. Its product is annotated as 28S ribosomal protein S24, mitochondrial-like. Gene Ontology annotation, biological process: translation. The record is from RefSeq and is a predicted model, not a curated record. Gene Ontology annotation, cellular component: mitochondrion. Bases 1229 to 1801 code for a protein of 190 amino acids. Lineage: Eukaryota; Metazoa; Chordata; Mammalia; Carnivora; Canidae. The transcript is spliced from 2 exons.
UCUCUCUCCUCUUUCCAGGGGGCUUGGAGAAUUGGGGAGGGGUCCUAGCCUCCAAGCUCUAGAAUGUGGCUCUGUGGGCAGCAGGUUCUAGAUCACUAUCUGUGUGCUGGAGACAAUGGCCUCUGCCCGGAACCCCUCCUCACCAGGCUUUGGGACUUUGCUCUGCUCCCCAUUGCGAUAGGUGGGGCAGAGGCUCUGAGGGCUGGAGAAGGGACAGCAAGGUUCUGAGCUGGACGAGGAAGCCAUGGGGCCCAGACCUGGAGUGGUGGGGAGUGAAGCUGCGAGGGACAGAGAUGGACCUAGGCAGCCCCGCCUCCAGGGAAGGUCACUCACCUGGGGGAGCUGAGGCUCCGGUAGUUGGGACCCUGGGAUCCAAGGUGAGGGUAGGAUUGGCGCUGGCUGGGGAGUUGCGGUGGGCGGCUGCUGCCUCCUGUGGAACCUUUCUCAGACCCUGCUCUUCCUCCCUUGCCACUGCUGGCCAUGCCCACCCCUGGGGGCAUGAGUGUCCUCAAGAGCAAGUGCGCUUUCUUCUUGACUCUGUCAAGGUUCCUCUUGGGGCUACGGAGCAGGUGACCUGCCCAGGAGCAGCCAGUCCUGUCCCCUGCUGCCAUCUGGUGGCCAGAGGUGUCCUCAGGGUGCUCCUGGGGAUGCAGAGCUUCAGCCCUUGACCAGCAUUGGGGCAGGUCUCUGUCUUCCCCAAACCACUCUGGCUUGAUUACUAUGGUGCCUUUGUCACCCUCUGUCACCCUGUUCCUCACCCGCCUCUGCUGGGGAGUCUUUGCCAAGCCGACCCGUGUCCUGAGCGCUCCCGACACAGCUUCUCCCAGCUCAGGUGCCUGCUGACAAGUAUCCUGCGGGAAGAGCCAGGCUCCUCUAUCCCACCAUACACGGAACUCGCGGGGGAAGGACAGAUGCCGCGUGCGGGGAUCACCUGUAACGGGACAGUGUGGCUGUGUCCGUGGGACUAGCUAAGGCCCCUGGAGCCGCUGUCCCCAGAGAGCCCAGGGAUGGUGGAUUCUGGGACGGCUGUGGGCGCCACCUGCGCUCCGAGGCCCAUCACCCUCUGCAUUUAAUUAGAUUAUUGAAGUGUGUUUGGCACAAAGUGUCACGUUAGCUUCCGGAUUGGAACUCAGGGCGGUGCGCUUGUGUCCCCAGGCUGUUGCCUGGGCUGUGCCCGCCACCGCCCUUUAUUCACUGGUCUCUGCUGCCUGCUGCAUCCCCGGGGCAGAUGCAGAGCAGCCUGGACUCCAGCGCGGCCCAGAGGCAGGGUCCCUGGGGCCAGAGCCUGGCUAGCUGUCCUGACUCCCCCAGGGGAUUCCGACAGUCGGGCCGGCCCAGGGGAGACAGCCUGCCCAGCGGUCCCUUGUCUUCGCUAUCUUCCGCCCACGUCUCCAGAGUGUGGUCGCUGCUGGAGGUGGACUGGGCGCCCCUUGGCUGCGCUGGGGCUGGGGCUUCUCUUCUUCUCCAGACUCCGGCCCCGGAAGCGCAAGCUGGCAGCCGUGGCGGUGCAGCCUUCCCGGGGGCACUGGCCCGCGACAGCCACUCCAACCCCCAUCCCGGCCAGCGACUCAGUCCUCCUCCUCCUGGGACCCUGCUGACUGGUCGUGGUGACUUUGCUGGCGCGGACCUAAUCCACCGAGCUCUCACCCCUGCCCUGGCCACCUCGCCGUCCCCUCCUCCGGGCCGCACUGAGGGCCACUUCCCGGUCCCCGCAGCACCCAUGGCUCUGCUGCCCGGCGGGUGUUCGAGGAGCACCCGGCUGACCUUCACAGUCCCCACGCGCUUCCGGGCCCCGCUUUAGGGCACCGUCAUGACAACGCGCCCCUCCCCUGCCGUCGCUUCCUGCCCCAGGUGGGCGACCCCACCAGUCUCCUUGCACCUGCCCCCUCAGCCCACCUCACAUGCAGAACUCGCCUUGGGUGGGUCCUCACUGCUGCCCGUGGCUUCCAGGCCUCCAGGGUGGGCGUCCUCACAUCCUUUGAGGUGGUCACUAGUCACCGCCACGCUCACCUUACCUUCUGGGCCUUAGCUCUCGUUUCACCGAGAAACUGAAGAAAUCAGAAGAAAAACUAUACACGGUCACAACACUAAUCCACAAGCGUGCCCGCCUUCACAGGCAUGUAUUCGUGUGUCCUCGUGUUCUGUGAGAGGACCUGUCUUCCAGCACACCAAGGGCAAUGCUGCUCCUGCCGCUUCUCCCCGAGGGAAGCCUCUUUCUGCAACAUUAGGCUUGUAUUUCUAGUGCAUCAUCCCUAUCAGUGUGCAUUUGUGCUGUAACAUCACCUGACUUCAAGCAAAAUGCAGCAAAACACAAACGCCCCCUGGACACUGGUGAUGCCCCCCCCUCCCUUGGCUCUUCAGACUCUCACCACACUGCUGCAGAUCCUGCUCAGUGCUCUGGGAGGAUCCUGGCCUUCUGUUUGUUUGUUUUAAGGAUUUUAUUUAUUCGUGAGAGACACAGAGAGAGGCAGAGACACAGGCAGAGGGAGAAGCAGGCUCCUCACCAGGAGCGCGAUGUGGGACUCGAUCCCAGGAGCCCAGGGUCACGCCCUGAGCUGAAGGCAGAUGCUCAACUGCUGAGCCCCCCAGGCAUCCCUGGCUUUCUGUUUUCUGAUUGCGUUUAUUUAACGAUGAGAGGCAGCUAUGUUCAGCAUUUGUUGACUUUAUAGGGAUGGAUCUUUAUUUGAUCCAUCCCUAUAAAUUAUAUUCAAAACUUUCUACCAAAAAACCCGACAUUCUAUUCAUUCCUAAGGUGUUUGGUUACAAUUUUCACAGAUGUGCAGAUACUAAGAUAAUCUUUGUUAAUUAUGGAAUUCAUUAUCACAAUCUCGUGAUGUUACUGAGCUGGGGCCACCAUGGCUCACAGAAACCCUAGGUGCUCAUCUGCAGUAAAACAUUCUCAGCUGGACUCCUCCCCUUGAGAAUUGUCCUGUUUAAAAAUCCAUCAGCAUUUGCUUAUGACAUGAGGAGCUUCUGUAGGAUACACAAUAAAGAGGAUAAUCUGAAAUCUUUUACAUCGUUUGUUAUGCGAGCCACAAUUUUACCGCCUCCCUGAGCACACUGCUUGGGUCGGCUGACAUUUUUCAGGAGAGGCAUGGUCAUUAGGGAAAGCAAUCCGUUGCCUGAGGUCCUGGUGCUAGCCGGUCACUCUAGGAGGCUGCUCCACAGCCGCCUUCUCAUUGCAGCUAGGCCAUCAGGACACAACACACAGUCGGUCUCCAAACUACACCAGUUGGCAACGUAGCUGUGUGUGGUUUCAUAUAUGGUUUAGACUCACAAUUUUGUCAGCAAUGAAGCAAAAAACAAAUUUCUCAUUUUGCAUCAUCAGUGUAUUCAGAUCACGCAUAUCCAUGUCAUUUGUAACUGGAUUCAUCAGGUUAUGAUGAAAAAUAUUCUGGUAGUUUGAUUUGUUCUGAAUUGGACUUUUGUUUCAUUAACCAGCUCCUUGCUACGUCGAGCAGCAGUGUCUUUGGAAAGUUGUGCCAAAGCUCUUUCUGUGGCAUAGACAAACACAGUAUUUUCAAAGAGCGACUUCGGUGCUUCAUGCCUGUGACACAGCCUCCUGUGAACGCAUCGGCUGUUGUGUAUACUUGUUGGGUCUUUGCAACCCAAGUACCACUUUGUCAAAAGCCUGCAAAGUAUUUAAGUGCAUGUAUGUGAAAUAUUGAAAACCUGGUUCUGUCAGCUUGUAAGCUUAAUACCACUUCUUUGAAGCAAUUUGGUUUUGCGCUCAGGUUUGAUACGUAAAUGCCCCUCGAGUUCUGAUAGUCCCAAUGCUUCAUCAGCUAGUCUAUCACUGCAAAUAGCACACAGAAGUUUUAGCCUCUCACCAUUAACUAAAAUGGAACCAAAUAAACCAAAACUGUUCUUCCGAGUUCAAAGAACAUAAACUCUGUCCUUGUCAUCAUGGUAUUUACUGAUAAAUGCCCCUUUCAGAAAAGCAGUGCCUCUUCUUAACAAUGGAAGUCUCAGUGAAGAGUGCUUUCCUAAGUCAGCGUUAAACUAUGAAUUAAAAAACAGAUUAGGUUAGGGGUUAGGGUUAGAGUUAGAGUUUGUGUUUAUGGUGAUGCUAAAUGUAUGGUUUGGCUUUGGUUUUCAUUCAAAAUCUUCCUGCUCUAGUGCCUCUCUGGUCUUCCAAAUGGCAGGAUUUCCUUCUGUGUUGCUGACUGAGUCUUCCGGUGUCGCUCAGGUGUCCCAAAUCCCUUGUUUUCCAGACUUUGGGUUUCGGCCAGGGUAGUGCCAGAGCCAUGACUAGGGUUAGGAUUAGGGCCCAGGAGCUUGGUGGGUGUAGUCUGCUGGGAGUGUGGAGACCUCCCCCAGAGGGCUGAUUUGCAGGGAGGGUUUGGGUGAGGGUCCAGCUCAGGGUUGGUGUUUCAGGGGUGUGCUGAAUGUGUGGGUUAGGGUUAGGAUCCGGGUG